CCGGGGCACGUACGACAUGUUCUGCGAAAAAGCCAUGGAGCUGGUUCGCGAGCUGCAUCGCGCGCCAGAAGGGCAGCUGCCAGCCUUCAACGAGGAUGGACUCAGGCAAGUUCUGGAGGAGAUGAAAGCUUUAUAUGAACAAAACCAGUCUGAUGUAAAUGAAGUGAAGUCGGGUGGACGAAGUGACUUGAUACCAACCAUCAAGUUUCGACACUGUUCUUUGUUAAGAAAUCGACGCUGUGCUGUAGCGUACCUGUAUGACCGAUUGCUUCGGAUCAGAGCACUCAGGUGGGAGUACGGCAGCAUCCUGCCCAAUGCCUUACGAUUUCACAUGUCUGCUGAAGAAAUGGAGUGGUUCAAUCAUUAUAAAAAGUCCCUUGCUACUUAUAUGAGGUCACUGGGAGGAGAUGAAGGUUUGGACAUCACACAGGAUAUGAAACCUCCAAAAAGCCUAUAUAUAGAGGUGCGGUGUAUAAAAGACUACGGAGAAUUUGAAGUUGAUGAUGGUACUUCAGUCCUAUUAAAAAAAAAUAGCCAGCACUUCUUGCCCCGGUGGAAGUGUGAGCAGCUGGUUAGACAGGGCGUUCUGGAGCACGUGCUGUCCUGACGUUGUGCUGAGGCCCCGCCAGGCUGCCCUGUGGUACAAGGGAGGCCACACCACAGAAGAGUGUUACACGUCCUCUCCAGCCUCACCUCUUUAGUUUUAAAGGUCACAGACGUUCUUUACGAUAACCAGGAGUAUCUGGCUAAGGAGUGGGUUUGUUUUUCUUUUGUACAGGAUUCAUCCUCCUCUUUGUAAUAAACUGUAAGCUGUUAUCUAUAAUUACAACAUGCCUACAGUUACUA
Neomonachus schauinslandi (Hawaiian monk seal) is the source of this 846-nucleotide messenger RNA. RefSeq names its product GINS complex subunit 1 (gene GINS1). Bases 17 to 607 code for a protein of 196 amino acids. NCBI's taxonomy places the organism in Eukaryota, Metazoa, Chordata, Mammalia, Carnivora, Phocidae. The transcript has 7 exons. Gene Ontology annotation, cellular component: GINS complex. Gene Ontology annotation, biological process: DNA strand elongation involved in mitotic DNA replication; DNA replication. The record is from RefSeq and is a predicted model, not a curated record.